Schistosoma haematobium is the source of this 1243-nucleotide messenger RNA. It is a transcript of the gene B3GALT5, whose product is annotated as Beta-1,3-galactosyltransferase 5. The transcript is spliced from 2 exons. Gene Ontology annotation, molecular function: hexosyltransferase activity. NCBI's taxonomy places the organism in Eukaryota, Metazoa, Platyhelminthes, Trematoda, Strigeidida, Schistosomatidae. Gene Ontology annotation, cellular component: membrane. Bases 71 to 1243 code for a protein of 390 amino acids. The record is from RefSeq and is a predicted model, not a curated record.
AACUUUGAUACUUAUAGUAGUGUUAUGAUUUCAAUAUGUUUGCAAUAACCAUGCCAACGAAAAAUCAAUAAUGCACAGAACUAUAACAGUACACUUUGUAAAUUUAUUCAUUAUUAACACAAUAAUAAUGUCUCAUUUAAAUGUAUUUCAUUCAUUCAUUAUCAUUAUUAUUAUUAUUAUUACUAUUACUUUCAUAAAUCAUGUUUCAAUGAAAUCUAUUUUAAAAAUGAAACCAAAAAAUGAAUUUAUUAAAACAAAAAAAGAUUUAUUCAAAAUCUUAUCAAAAUGGCCAAUAACAAUUAGAAAUCAAUUAAAAUUACAUAUUCAAAAUUUAAAUUUUCAUGAUAUAAAAAAUGUAUUUAAUUUAUGCGCUAAAACUAAUGAAUCAAUACCAAUAUUUAUUGAAAAUAGUAAAUUUAUAUUUAGUCAAUCAAAUUUUUGUAAUAAACAAACAAAUUUAUGGAUUUUAAUCAUUGUACAUACACAUCCAAAUCAUCGUCAAAAACGUGAUUUAAUUCGUGGAACAUGGGGAUCAUUAAGUCGUGUUAAUAAUCGUAAAAUUGGUGUAUUAUUUUUUAUGGGUUUAUCAAAUAAUUUUAAUGAACAAAAAUUAAUUGAAGAAGAAGAACAAAUUCAUGGUGACAUUGUUCAACGUGCAUUUCUGGAAGAUUACUAUAAUAUGACGAGAAAACAUAUAACGAUUAUGGAAUGGAUUAGUAAAGGUUACUGCAAUAAUGUGCCAUUUCUAGUCAAAGUUGAUGAUGACACUUUUGUCGAUAUAUUUCAUUUGACACGCUACUUAGAAUUAAAAUAUAACAACCUAAAAGGUUUAUUCUACUGCACUGCUACAAGUAAUGUUAAAGUUGUACGACCAAACAGUAUAAAACAUUCCAAGUGGCAAAUAAGUGAAAAAGAAUAUCCCGAAAAAAUAUUUCCAACAUAUUGUGAAGGCUUUGGAUAUAUUAUGGAUAUGAAACUGGCUCCCUACUUAUACUGGUGUUCAAUGUUCCAACCACCUAUAUGGAUAGAUGACGUUUAUGUAACGGGAAUUUUAGCACAAAAUCUAGGUAUACCAAGAUUGAGAUUUGAAGAUGGACAUAGUUAUUUUAACUUGAAACCUGCAAAAGAUGAAGGUUUACUUGCAGACUCUAUAUUUUUAAUAUCAUUCUACAAUGAAUUCUAUCCACUUACAGUACAAGAUAUAUGGCGUGAAGUUGUUGCACAUAGUAUGGAAAUUGAUUAA